AAAUGAGGACUUCCUUCUCCCCGUGGGUCCGCCCUCCGCUUCCGGUUCCGGGGAGGGCCAAGCUUUCUUGGAAUUGUAGGGGCUCAGUGAUCCGGUGAGGAUGGUUGUCGUGCCGCUACUGUUGUUGGGAGGUUUGUGGAGCGCCGUGGGAGCGUCCAGUCUGGCUGUGGUCACUUGCGGCUCCGUGGUGAAGCUCCUCAACACGCGCCACAACGUCCGACUGCACUCACAUGACGUGCGCUAUGGGUCAGGUAGUGGACAACAGUCAGUGACAGGCGUAACUUCUGUGGAUGACAGUAACAGUUAUUGGAGGAUACGGGGGAAGACUGCCUCAGUGUGUGAAAGGGGAACUCCCAUCAAAUGUGGCCAGCCCAUUCGGCUCACCCAUGUCAACACUGGCCGAAACCUGCAUAGUCACCAUUUCACUUCACCUCUUUCUGGAAACCAGGAAGUGAGUGCUUUCGGUGAAGAGGGUGAAGGUGAUUAUCUGGAUGACUGGACAGUGCUCUGUAAUGGGCCCUAUUGGGUGAGAGAUGGUGAGGUGCGGUUCAAACAUUCAUCCACCGAGGUACUGCUGUCUGUCACAGGAGAACAGUAUGGUCGACCCAUCAGUGGACAAAAAGAAGUUCAUGGCAUGGCCCAGCCAAGCCAGAACAACUACUGGAAGGCCAUGGAAGGCAUUUUCAUGAAGCCCAGUGAGUUGCUGAAGGCGGAAGCUCACCAUGCAGAGCUAUGAGUCUGCAUGUUUCAAGCCACUGUCACCACACAGUGUUCACAGACAUCUGAUGCUGCUUCAUCCUGGGAUCUCUGUCCUAAGUGUCUUGGGCAGUGGCCAGGUCCCCACUGAGACGAAGGUGCAUAGUAGAAAACAAGCUGUUUAGAGGGUACAGCCCUUCACAUUUUAAUUAGUUGUUCUACCUGUCUUGGGUCAGUCUAAGUAGAGGACCUAGUGAAUGGGCAGGUGCUUUUUAUUCAUACUAAUAAGAGAAACUAGGGAAACUUCCCUAGCUGGCUAAUUUGUGUUCUUUGGGAACUUGGCAUUGUGGAUGUUAAUGUCUUUAUUUUCCCUCAUUUUUUUCUUUCUCCAAAAUGAUAAAAAAAAAAAAUGUUA
Molecule: messenger RNA, 1111 nt
Organism: Dipodomys spectabilis (banner-tailed kangaroo rat)
Lineage: Eukaryota; Metazoa; Chordata; Mammalia; Rodentia; Heteromyidae
Gene: Sdf2
Product: stromal cell derived factor 2
Exons: 3
Coding region: 101-736 (211 amino acids)
Source: RefSeq, a predicted model, not a curated record